Molecule: messenger RNA, 1162 nt
Organism: Nicotiana tabacum (common tobacco)
Lineage: Eukaryota; Viridiplantae; Streptophyta; Magnoliopsida; Solanales; Solanaceae
Product: peroxidase 10-like
Biological process (GO): hydrogen peroxide catabolic process; response to oxidative stress
Molecular function (GO): heme binding; peroxidase activity
Source: RefSeq, a predicted model, not a curated record
AAGUCAGAAGAAUCAGAAUUGUUGUUAGCUUUUAAUAUAUACUUGAAAGUUAUGGGUCGUAAUAUGUUCCACUACCUUAGUGUUUUCUUCUGUGUGAUCAGUAUUCUGGCUCCCUUAACAGUAGGGCAGCUUGAUUACAGUUUCUAUGAGAGAUCAUGCCCCAGCUUCCCUAGGAUCGUUCGCUGGGGUGUUUGGUCAGCUUAUCGUAAUGACUCCAGAAUAGCUGCAGCCCUCCUCCGUUUGCACUUUCAUGACUGUUUUGUAAAUGGUUGUGAUGGAUCAGUGCUUCUUGAUGACACGAACGAUUUCAAGGGCGAGAAGAAUGCUUUACCAAAUCGUAAUUCAGCACGAGGGUAUGAGAUAAUAGAUAGCAUAAAAGCAGAUCUUGAAAGAGCUUGCCCAUCAACUGUAUCGUGUGUGGAUAUAUUAACUCUUGUAGCUAGAGAAGUUGUUGUCAUGUCAGGAGGACCAUAUUGGCCAGUUUUACUUGGUCGACGAGAUGGACUAACUGCAAGUGAUAAAGCAGCAAAUGAACAAUUACCUUCACCCUUUGAGCCUUUGGAUAAAAUCGCUGCCAAGUUUACUGCUAAGGGUCUUGAUCUUAAGGAUGUAGUAGUUCUCUCAGGAGCACACACCAUUGGUUAUGCUCAAUGUUUCACAUUUAAGAGGAGACUUUUCAACUUCCAAAACUCGGGAAAGCCAGAUCCAAACCUUGAUUCUUCAAUGUUGUCAAAUUUGCAAAGCACUUGUCCUAACACAGAUGGAUCCAACAGCAAGAUUGCUCCUUUAGACUUUCAAUCCGUUACUAGAUUUGACAAUUCAUAUUACAGGAACCUUGUGAACAAUUCAGGUCUACUUGAAUCUGAUCAAGCUCUAAUGUCAAAUUCUCAGACUGCUGAUAUGGUCAAAUCCUACAGCUCGUACCCUUAUCGUUUCUACCAAGAUUUUGCUGCAUCUAUGAUGAAGUUAGGAAACGUGGGGAUACUCACUGAACAAAGUGGGCAAAUUAGGAAAAUAUGUGGCUCUGUAAAUUAAAAAAGUACUUGUCUGAACUAUGUUUAUUUAACUGUUUGUGGGUGAUAUGAUAUCAUGGUGUGCAUUACCAAAAUGUUUGUCUCAGUAGCAUCUCCUUUUAAUGAAGAAAACUUGGUUAAUUAGAAUA